Messenger RNA from Cephus cinctus (wheat stem sawfly), 2739 nucleotides. RefSeq lists its product as uncharacterized. Lineage: Eukaryota; Metazoa; Arthropoda; Insecta; Hymenoptera; Cephidae. Bases 74 to 1204 code for a protein of 376 amino acids. The transcript has 8 exons. The record is from RefSeq and is a predicted model, not a curated record.
UAGGAAUUGUAUUAAUCAGACGCAUAGUCCCAGUUACUUCUAACCGAAAAUCUUCUGAAAAGUUAGAACUAAAAUGGCAACGUGUCACAUAUCCAGUAAAAGUAGGGCAAUAUUCGCCGGUAUAUUUUCUUUGAUACAAGCUCUGAUAUGGUGUGCCAUAGCAAUUCUUGGUAUUCUACUUUAUACUUGCAAAAUAUCGGUAACAGAGAGCAGCGGAUUAACUUAUUUAUUCUACUUGGUUUACUUUUAUAGUGGUGAGUGCGGAGCAGUCGAAAUCGAGUUACAAGAAGAUGCCACAACUACGAGAAUAUUAUGGCCAACGAAUGGGACGGCAGCAGCCCUCAAAACUUAUAUGUGGAUCAUCGUAUACUUGAUGUUAUCCCUUGUCUGGGCAAUUUCAUCACUGUUGUUUCUAAUCGUUACGGUGGCGGAAACCCGUGGAGCAGAGGGAGUCAAACUGCGAGUACCUUGGCUAGUGACCACUGCUGUCUUUCUAAUAUUGGAUGUUGCUGGCACUAUUGUUUACUCUGUUGACAUUUCUUUUACAGAGGAUCUACAGCAGCUUCUGGAAUUUGUAGGACUUCAUCACAUAGAUGAUACAUUGGGCGCUUAUAAUUCUUCUUCUAUUUUUGGAUCAAUUACAAUGGGUCCCUCGAUAAUCGCAACAUUAAUUUUCUCACGUUUAAUCAUAAUCUGGGUUUUGAAUCUCACAUUACUUAUUCACAUCGCUCACGAUGUUAGACAAACAGAGAAAAAGAAAGCUCUUGAGCCACGACAACCUAGGGAACCCUAUAAGGAGUACCUCAAAAAGUUGUCAACAGUGGGUCCAAUUCCUGAUGUCAAAUGGGAACCUUAUCAAAGAAAACGGUCUGAAGUGCCUAUUGUAAAACCCCUUUCAAAGCCCUCACCACCCAAUGAGAGGAAGAGAAAACAAUCGGAUUAUGGACAAUAUUUAUAUUAUGCAAGACAUUUGCCCCAAGCUAGACUAUAUGAUAUACAGUCAGAAACACCACCAACUGCCAAAUCUGAGAUAACGGAUCCAUUCGCUGCGUCAAUGGUCGACCCACACAUUCCAACUGUUGAUUAUGUUGUGUCUGAAUCUUUGAAAAAAGAAAUACCACCCGGUUCAGAUGUGAUUAAAGAAAACCUUCAAAUGUCUAAGAAUCCAUCUAGAGGAGGAGACGAUUUGAAUUUGCUGUAUUAAAAGUAAGCAAAUUUCCAAUAAUUUUAUAUCAUUUGAACUACUGUCUACUAAUCACUUGUAGAGACUUGUAUAGUCCAAACAAAUGAUUUCUUUGUCUCUAAGUUGUUAAGUGCUCUAAAGCACUCUUACUAAAUAUGGCUGUACUCCAAAAUCCACUGUACAUACUGGAAUGUUUUUUUAUGAAUAAAACAAGCUGAAAGAAAGCUAAGGAUAAAUAAAUAAUCAAUUAGGCUUCAAUAUAGAAACUGGGACUGAUGACAAUAUUGAGGUAAGACAGUUGCAAUGUCUCCACUCAUGUAGUUCAACAGUUGUCUUUAGUGAAUGAUUCACCCCUAUUUUUAUUAUAGCUAAUUUGAGUCAUAAAAAUCAUUGAAUAUGUCUUCACAAUAUAGCAUUUAAUGAAGUUAACCAAAAGCGUGGCUAGCUCUCUUUAACUUGUAUACUUCACUGAUAACUGUUACCUGCUUGUUUUAUUAUUAAAAGCUUUAAAGAUCACUGACAUUACUAAUUAACUUUAUUGUCAUAAAAAUAAAGAAUUCAAAUGGUAUACAAACGCUUUGUCCACACUUAGGGGACACUAAUAUUUUUAAGCUGUAUAAUCAUUGUUGUAUUGCAAAGUUAACAAACAGUAUAGAUUUCACCAUCCAAAUACUUUAUCUUUACAGCUGAAUAAUUUAUAAUAGCAAUGUCAUACUAUACUAAUUGUAAGUCUUACGUUAUGCCAGUACAAAUCUCAAUAUACAUAUAUAUUCAAUGCAUGUUCAAUUGUAUUGUAUUUUCAAUACAACAUUUCAGGAGAAUAAACAUUUGAGAAGGUUCAUUUGAAUGGUGUGGUACAUUUGAGUUUCUUACCAUUAGUAGAAAUCGCGGGUACCUGAAGUAAUUAGUGAUUUUUUUAAUUACUCUCGAGUAUAUGCACUAAAUUUUAUAACACUGUUAUAACGAGGUAUGGAGUAGUGUUGAGAAAAGCUUAUCUAACUUUUUUCAUAUCUUCAGCAGAAUCUUUAUGCCGUCAAUUGGCCAAUCCAUAAUAAACGCUGAACUCAGUAAUUAGCUUGACAGUUAGUUUGCCUUUUCUACAAAGUCCCUUCACACUCUUCUUCAAUUUCCAUAGCCGCGCACCCAUUCGUUUUUAGAUGUGUCUAGAUGUGUCCAACACAUUAUUUUUUUCGGGAUGGUUACAUCCAUAGAGACUAGAGUAGAGGAGUCCCAUCUCUAAUAGGAGAAUUAUAGUAACUAUAAUAAUUUCCCUUCAUUGACUAUAAUAAUUAGAGUAACUAUAAUAAUUAUAGUCAAUGAAGGGAUUAUAGAGCUGCAUAUGCCUGCGAAAUUCGGGGGCUGUAGCUAAAACCGUUUUCGAGUUAUACACGUUUGAAUUUUGGGAGGCCAUUACACACACACACAACAUCCGGACAUUUUCUCCAAACGUGUCUUCUUGACGUUUUGGCACAAUCUGAACAUGGUGACAUGAAAAUCUCGACAGGACAAUUUUCCACCUUCACAUAGCUUCCUCUAUGAGAAAGCAAAAUGUCCCA